Molecule: messenger RNA, 1443 nt
Organism: Cydia splendana
Lineage: Eukaryota; Metazoa; Arthropoda; Insecta; Lepidoptera; Tortricidae
Product: trypsin-like
Exons: 1
Coding region: 319-1161 (280 amino acids)
Biological process (GO): proteolysis
Molecular function (GO): serine-type endopeptidase activity
Source: RefSeq, a predicted model, not a curated record
UAGCGAUAUCAAUAAAAUUAAAGACAAUAAAAAAAGUAAUUCUAUCCCUAGCGAGAUUGGGUUUGUAUUUCUUUUGGAUGGCGUGCCUUUACUUAAGUAACCCAUACCUAUGCAAAAUUUCAAACGCACAUGUUAAAUUAAUAAAAUUCUUUCUUCCUUUUUUUUAUAUGUAAUGUAAGUAAAAUCUGCAUGCGUCACAUGUAUUUAGUGUUGUCUGAAGACGAUUACAUUUCAUGAAUACCACACCACCAAGAAAUUACAAGCCUAAACUCGCUGGGGCAGAAGCACUUCGCUUAUCCUGCUUUAUACGAUGUUCAAAUGAAACAUCAUAAUUAUAAACCAAUCCAAACAAAAAAAGAUAUAUUUUAUAAACUUGUGCCAUCUCUUCGACCGUUGAAAAUGUGGCAAACAGUGGUACUUGUAGCGCUGUGUUACUGCGGCGAAGGGCGAAGACAGUUAAGACAGCCUCUCAGAGUCUUCAGAGGAAUGACAGACGUCCAUAACGAAUUCCCGUUUGCGGUCAGCUUGCAGGACAGUCAAGGGGACAGAUGGUGCACAGGCAGCCUUAUCGCUCUCAACUGGGUUAUCACUGCUGCCCAUUGCAUCCAUAAACAAAAAUAUAUUAUAAGAUAUACAAAUUUCACCAUAAGAAAAGGGAAAAUCAGAGUAGCAAAGGUGCUUAAAAUAAUACUUCAUCCAUCAUUCAUUUAUACAAAAGACGUGCAUGUAAUAUAUAACGAUAUUGCUCUAAUUAAAACUUCAUUUAUUUACAAUAAGACUAUUGGCAGAUUGUCAGCUAUCGAUUACAGGGCCCUUACCGGUCUCGCGGUUAAAUAUGCUGGUUUCGGUGCAACAUCAAAAGACUCGUACGAAUGGCAGUUAGAGGAUGAAUAUAGGCCCUUGCAAGUGGGUGAGGCAGUUGUGAUAAGUCCUUAUAACGAAAACCAAGGUCCAUGUUUAGUUAUUGCACCUAAAUGCUCAAAUCGAGAGCAAGGUAUCCGCGGAGGAGAUUCAGGAGGUCCGUUAAUAUAUGAUGGUAGAAUAGUGGGGGUGGCUAUGUCGUCAUCAAGUCAAGAUAAUAUUGCGCACUACGCAGCCGUCAGCACAUACUUGCAGUGGAUACAUAAUACAAUGAAAAUUCAUGGUUACAAGUUAUCUUGAAGUGGGUAUUGUAUCUGGUUUCGAUUUAAGAAUUUCGUCAGUCAGAAUAUCGUUUGAAGUGAUGGAGUAUGUUUGCAAGAACUGUAGACAGAGGUUUUUCAACGGAGGAGAAAGCACAGUUCCAUUGAGAUUGUGGCACUAAGAACAUAAUUUCCGUGGAGACUAUUACGUUAGCUUCUUAUUAAUUUAUAUUGAAUUGAAAUGUUUUGGUAGUUCUUGGGGGUUGACAUUGUUUACUUCUAUUUUGUGAGAAAAUAUGGCUUCGGGCAUUAACCAUUUCCC